This is a messenger RNA of Xyrichtys novacula (pearly razorfish), 11373 nucleotides long. NCBI's taxonomy places the organism in Eukaryota, Metazoa, Chordata, Actinopteri, Labriformes, Labridae. The record is from the annotation of a GenBank genome assembly.
GACUCUCGCGGUACUGCUGCACGAAGAUGGCGGCCGAACUGGUGGAAGCGAUGGCAAGUAGAGCUUGGCUAGCUUUGAUUUGGUGGGGGACGGACGCGGGAGUGUGGGUCGAUACCCAGCCCGGCCGUGGGGAAAACUCGGGGCAUUGUAUGAAAAUGGUUAAGGGUUUUUCCUCUUAUAAAUGUACCGUUUUACAUUCACGACGAAACAAACUAGCCUGUGCUGCUAACCUAGCUAGCAUGCUAGGCAGUGUUCUCCAGCAAGUGCGUUGGUUCAGCUAGCAUCUCGCAGGCUCCAAAGGGAGACACACCGACAAUGAAUGAUGUGUCUAUGAAAACAGCCCCGGCUCUGAAUGCUGCACGUUUCCCAUUCAUCGUUUCUUUGACUUCUUGAUGAACAUUCAUGCCUGUAUGUUUGUGGUGGGUUAGUUUUGGGAGCUGUGCACCUGUCAAAAUGACCUGAAGCGGUGAUUGAAUACCGACAACCCGGUUUGUGGAUAGAGAGGCUCGGCUGGGGGACACUGUUAAUGUUUAUAAAAUGAAAAGUUUCUGACACUCUUAUGUCAACAACAUCCACCAGAAGCCAACUUUAGAGUCACAUGGUUGUUGAAAUGUAGCAGUUUGUCUCUUAGCACCAAUGUCAACAACGUGAAUCAACUCAAAUGUUUAUAGAGUACAGCUCAGACCUGACCAUGUUUGAGUCAAGUUUGAGUUUUCUAGAAUAUUACUGCUGUCUUUUAAACAUCCUUAUGUGGUCAGGUUUUGUGGCCUGACCUUUGAUAACAGACGUACUUUACAGGAGUACAACUACUAUAUACUGACAAGUCAUAAUAUUAUGAUUGUCAGAAUGAUACAAUAGAAUCCAAUACAACAGCUCUCUACCAUAAAUUCUGCUUUCAGAAAGCUUUCAUGAUUAGACAGGCUGUUAUUGUAUAUAAUACUAAAUGAUAAGGUUGUAGUGGUAUUGAAAGAUGUUCCUUAUAAUCUGUUUCUGACAUUAACAAACAGAAGGGGAUCAAAAUAUUGGCAAAAUCUCUCAAAAGUAUGUACUCCCGCCACAACUUUAGCACCUUUUGUAAAGAACAGUUGUCACCAGUUUUAUCAUGUCAAUAAAAACUUAAAGCUCCUGUGAGGAACUUUUGGUUUUGGCAAUUUUGGUACCCCCUGUGGACAAAGAGUUUUUACUUAUCUUGUCUGCUACAUGCCUGAGUAUUGAUAUAUGACAACAAAUCUCAUCCUGAUGACUUUUGACAGUCAGAUUGAUCAUUUAUUGUGAAUAUGAUUAUUGUACAAACACAGCAAAGCCUGGACCUACCCCUCACACCAGUUUCAGACCAGUGUUGUUUUCGUUGACGAAAAUAUUUCGUCAUCAUCAACAAAAACAACACUGCAGAAUAUAUAUUUAGCGUUUGACCGACGAAAUGCUUCAUGAACGUUUUCAUCUAGUCUCGUCAACGUAAACGCACAUUCGUCUCGUCACAUUUUAGUCAUCUAAGACUUAUGUUUAGCUCAUCAACGUCACGUCUUCGUUUUGGAAAAAAAGCGGCAUGAAAACAACACUGUUUCAGACAAUAUACAAAUAGGGUUAAAUAGGGUUAAAAAAAAAAUUCAGUCUAGUCACUUCUAGUCUUGUUUGCUUUUUAUUUAUCAUUAAAAGGCAUCAACAUUGUCAAUUUCAUCACACUGGGAUAAAUAAAGGUUUAUCUUAGUUUAUCAUGAAUUUCAAUCAAUAUUUAAGUAAAUGUACUUUAAAAUAAAAGAAAUCCUCAUAGGAGCGGUAAUAUGCUAAAGAUUUGUAAAAGAAGAAUUCAUAGAGUUGUAGUUUUUAUUUCUGUUAGAUUUUUAAAGGCGUUAACUAUGUUAUGGCAAACAGUGUAUACAAGUCUAGUUAGGUAUAUUGAAGGAAGGACUUAAGUGUGGUAGGUACAUCACGGCUUUCAUUCAAACAAGUCUGCUGUACUGUUAUUCUGUGUUUCAGAAAGUAAACAUGUUUGUUAUGGUUCAUCUGCUCUAAGAGUGUUAUUCUCUCCUGGGGAAUGAGCUCAAGAAGAAACCAUCAACAGUCACUGAAAGUGGCAUUUAACUGUGAAUUUUGGGAAAAUGACAAACAUGCUGUUUUUCCAAAAUACAAUACACUAUUAUUGAGAUGCAACUUGCAGAUGUUGGUGGAGUUAAACUCUAAGAUUCGAUCAACCCUUCCUGGUCUAUAAACAAGUUUUUGACCGACAUGCACUAACCGUACACAGCAAACUACACUGUGUUGUCUUAGGUACAGGUACAUGUAGAAAGUUAACCCCAGUUUUUGUCUGUGGUUUGAUAUUUUUGCAGGAGAGCCCUCUUAAGGGUGUUGCUUUGUGUCAAACAUGACAAGCUGCGUGUACAAUGUGGAAUCAGACACAAAGGGGAAGGUCAUGCUUGAAAAAAGCUGUUGCAGAAUUAGGGUUCCGUGGUUCACUUUGUACGAGUGUCACAGUUUGAUUAGGAAGGGGAUGAUGGGAAUGCAAGCAGUCACAAUGAGGACCCUGUGACGUCCUACUAUAUCCGGAUAAUUACGAGGUAGCUUCAAGGCUCUAUAGGAUUAAGAUGACUUGUAAGGACAGAAGCUAAUUUUAGCAGGCAUAAAACAGUUUUAGGAACACUGUGUCCCAUUAAAUACUGCUUAUAAGUCGAUUGUGUGUGAUUGUGUGCUGCUAGUCAUCGGAAUGAUAACAGGUGUGGUACAAAGUAUUGUUAGGGAACAGGAAAUCUAUACAAUAUUUGGAAAACAUCUCAGAAGUUUUUGGUUGUAUUUGUUACUUUUAGUCGCACAGAUAGACAGUCAUGUUAUCUCUUGACAAAAAAAAAAUGAAAAGACAAGAAAAAAUCCAGAGCCAUCAGUUUCAGGUUACUAAACAACAGUGUUUCUUUAGGUAUUCACACACUUGAGUUAUAGUUCUCUCCCAAAGUAGAAUCAAGACUUGUCACUCAGACCCUCCUUGGUUUUAGACGUCUGUGUCCCACUAUCCUAAUUUUUCAUCUUUCUUGUCUUGUCCAUUCUCUAGAACAUGGUCAAAAGUUUCCGGGUCUCAGACCUGCAGACGCUGCUGGCCUCAAUGGGUCGCAGCAAAAGUGGUCUGAAACAGGACCUGGUGGGGCGAGCACUGAGGCUAGUGCAGACCGAAUACAGCCCAGAGCUCCUAAAGAACGUCAGACAGCUCUAUGAGUCGCGCUUCCCAAAAACAUCUGGCUGGCUCGCGGCACGGCGCCCAGAGGGCGUCCCAGUCGCCUACUCAUCCCUCAACUCCUCUCCCAAUGCCACCUCUCAGGGCGCAGACUACCUCAAUGGCAUUUCCAAACCCAUCCCUGCACCUGCAGCAGAGGUCAAGCUUGUACCACUGCCCUUCUACCAAACAUUGGAGACGCUGCUGCCACCAACAGAGCUAAGUGAGUGUACACAGUGUGUCUCAUCUUUAAACUGUUACAGGAAAUAUAUUUUACCUCAAAUCAAUCACUGACUCACGUCAUUGCUGUCUAAUUGAUGGAUUUUUCUGCUUUUUUAGUUGCCCAGAACAAUGAAAAACUGCAGGACAGUCAGUGCAUAUUUGAGUUAACACCGAACCAAGCGGACCAGAUCCGAAAUGCAAGGUUAGAAAAUCAAAAUUCCUCCAAAGAUUUCCGGUGUUUUUGUGAAUCAAGUUGAAUGCAAACAUUGUAACGUUUUUUGUUUUUGUGUUACCUUUUAAUUUUUUAGUGAGCUUCGUCCUGGAAUCAGAUCUAUCCAAGUGGUUCUAAGGUAAGUUGUUGCCAAUUCCUAUGAAGAAUUCAUAUUGAGUUCACAGUCCCUCUGCCAUACACUGGUUUACUGUACUUUUGACUGGGAUGUCACUUAAAAACGUUGCUCAAAAACAAAUAAAUGUAAAGAAAUAUCAAGUGAAUACCUUUAUCGUCCUGCCUCUACAAGUAUGUUGACCUGCACAUGCUGUUUAUCUUGACCUGUUGAAUCUCCCAGGGACUCACUAAAAUCACUAUCUUCGGGUCUGCACUACAUUUAAAAGCUUUUAACACUGAUAUCAGCCUUUCUCAUGAUGCGAAGUUUUCUCUCAUUUUCAUCUUUCUCUCUCUCUCGUUUGCAGAAUCUGUUACACAGACUCCAUUGGUGUCCAGGAGGACCAGUAUCCUCCCAACAUUGCUGUCAAAGUCAACCAGUCCUACUGUCACGUACCAGUGAGUUUAUUAAAUUAAGACAAGCGACACCUUCAGAACACUGGCAUGGCCGGCUCUUCUCUCUGCUCUCAUUCCUGCAGUCAUUACUCUAAGCUGUUUGUUUUCCAAUGAGGUCAAUUAGUCAGGGGUUUGAGUGUCAGUGUCAGACUCACCGCCGCUUCACAGCCAAACUGGUGUCAUAAUAUAUAGCAGCGAUGGCUUAGCUAACCUUAUGCAGGUGGCUGCAAGUAAGGCAGCGUUGUUUAGCCAUCCUGGAAACAUCAACUCACUAGGAUGGGAAUUCCUCCAGCUGGCAGCAUCUACGAGGCUUAAAGGUUAACGUUGUGUCACACGUUCAAGCGCUAGCAUGGAGCUUAACAUCCUAGAGGACCAUUUCCUGCUAGUGCACGAGGUGUGCCGCCACAAUGUCAAAGCCAGAUCAAAGAGUGAAAAAGCCGUAAUUGGAGAGAAAGUGAGAGUUUUCUAACUUUUGGUUGAGAAAGUCUCUUUUUAAAAAGCUAUAAUUUAACAACAACCACAUUAAGAAUCACAAGAUACCAUGCAUAGUAUACAGUAUAUGUGGCCUCCUGAUUGCAUAAUUUGUUUGAGACUCACAAAUAUAUGGUAUAUUGUAAAUUUUUACAAGCGUAUUGCAAUUGUCUUUUCAUUUUCUCAUUUGGUGCUUCACAGUUGUAAAUAUAUUAGCACAAUAAUUAACCUCAACAACCUGAUAACUAGCUAAUCUUUUAACUGUAUUUAAGCCAAUAAGAGGAAACCCGAUGCCUGUCCUUGUAACAAAGGGAUUAAUUUAUGAUUUGAUAUCGUACUUUCUCCUUUGGUGUUCAUGUGUAUUUUUUCUUGAUGUUUAUAGGGCUACUACCCCUCCAAUAAGCCUGGUGUUGAACCCCGCCGUCCUUGUCGUCCUGUUAACAUCACUCCCUGGUUGCAUCUCUCAAAUGUCACCAACAGAGUCACUAUCACCUGGGGCAACUUUGGCAAGGUCAGAAUUCAAAGCUGAUUCUGGUUUUCUAGUUAAGUUUAGGGUCUGUGUGGCAAGCGAGGCAGCGCAGACUCAUCUUCGACUCUGCAUAUCUGUCCAGCUCCUCCUGGCAGAUGCCACAGUUCACUAACACAAGCAGGGGCAUGUCGUUUUUUGAGUCAUGGGCCCCACUCAGGUGUGUGUGGCAUAGCUCAAAAAGGAAACUCCUAAUGGCCAAGAGGUGAACUACUUAAGCUAACCUCUUAAAUGAUGUCUCCACAAUUGUGAUCCGGAUAAGCAGCUGGAAGCCUGAUAAACACCUUUAAUCCUGUUAGCAACCUCAUCUUUAGAUCUCUUGUGUAAACCAAAUAGCAAUAAGUAACAUGCAAGUUUGAAGUAAUCACAACGAGUAACAUUUCUUUUGAAUGCUACACUUAUUGUAUGUGUGGUGAAGUUUUGAGAAAGCCCCGAGUACAGGGAAUCUUGUGUCGGAGAUACUUGAAAUCUAGGGAAAUAUAUUCUGCAUCGCAGCUUUCAUUCUGUUAUUUUGUUGGAUAUUUUGUAAACUGGUCUAUGCUGUUGAAUGUAAUGUUCAUAUAGGAGUAUGAUUUAUGAAAACAGUUGAAACUGAAGUGUAACAGCAUCCUUUUAUCCACAGUGGGGUCAAAACUCAGCAGUUGUAAACACAGAUACAUGCCAUACUAGAGCACGCCUCACAUUUGUCGGUGAUAAGAGGCAAACUAAAAGGUUGAGUUUUUUUCUUUAUUAUAGUGGAACCAAAAAAAAAAAACCGAUUGCUUAGCAUGCCAAAUUGGUUUGACCUUGUGGUUAGCCAACAAGAGAGGGUAUAAUAUUCCAUCAUCAUCAUCUCGGAUUUUGUGUAGCACAGAGACUGUCAACAAAAAAUCAAUACGUUUAAUGGUGUACAGUCAGGGUUAUGGGAAUAAAGGUAGAGAAGAAAUGACCUACAUUUGGUUUCCCUGAAAUGUUACUCCUGCAACUGCCUCCUAUAAUUUAAGAGAAGGAUUUUCAGUAUGAAGUGUAUUUGUUAAACCAUCACGGGUCCAGAUCAACCCUCUUCUCUUCGUUUUAAACCUUUUUUUUACACCUUUUAUUGUGAAAAAUUCAAGAUUUCACCACCUUUAUGAAUCAUACUUUUUAAAGUGACUUUGAUGUUAAUAUAGUGAGGUUUUUACUCUUCUAAACCAAGUGCUCAUUAUGUGUAAAUGGUCUUUUUCAGCGGUAUUCUGUGGCUGUGUAUUUGGUUCGGGUGUUCACUGCAGCAGACCUCUUCAGCCAGCUCAAACUCUGCUCUGUCGAGAGCGCAGAGCGCUGUCGUGAGCGCAGUAAGUAGUGCUUUGCAAAUGAUAUAUUUUUUGCAAACUAACCCUUUAAAUCUAGGACAGUUACUACACUAUUUUAGUACUGAAGGACUGUGUGUUUUACUUUUGUAAAUCAUGAUACAUAUUGUAUUGUGUCAUGACACUGAAUGAGAUUGUGUCUGCUGUUCUUAGUUCAAGACAAACUACGUUUUGAUCCAGAGAGUGAAAUUGCGACCACAGGCCUCCGGGUUUCUCUCAUCUGUCCAGUGAGUAAAUCUUUAUAAGACCUAACAUGAACCGAAGCCAAGUUGCAUUGAUGUUUUCUCCUGAUUUGAAGCACGACUUCAUUAGCAUCCUCCUCUUCCUCUCAUUCCCAGCUGGUUAAGAUGCGACUCGGUGUGCCAUGUCGAGUCCUGACUUGUGCCCACCUUCAGUGUUUCGACGCAGUCUUCUUCCUACAGAUGAACGAGAAGAAGCCCACAUGGACCUGCCCUGUCUGUGACAAGCCCGCUCCCUUUGAGCUGCUCACUAUCGAUGGGUAAGGAGACAGGAGCGUGUGCGGACUCGUCCUGCUGCUGUAGCCCCAUCGUCCUUUUCAUAGCUGAAAUGUCUAGACUAGUCUAAUACAAGCAGUGCAAAUAUUUAUAACCAUAAUUUGAAAAGCAUAAAUUUCACAAAUAGUUUGAUAUGAUGAUUAUCCACUUCGUGUUUCUGCUAUCAGGUUGUUUUUUAAAUUUUCUGAUCCACUAAAUCAGCUUGUUUGACACUUUGCUCCACUUGAUGUAAUACGCCUAUAACAGAGAUAACCCUGUAAUCAGUCGACUCAAGGUUCAGUUUAUUUUUUACAGCACUUAUUGUCCUAAGUGACUCAAGACACCUACAGUAAUUUGAUGACACUAUGAAGUGCUCUAUUUGGCCGUAGGUGCUAUAAUCAGUCUGCGGUGUUUCCAGUUGGGAAGACUUUGUUUGAAAACAGGUCGUCUGUUCUCAGUGCGAACAACAGAUCUGAAAACUUUGGCAUUAGUUGAGCACAAACAAGCUUCAAGUUAAUUUUUUAUAAAAAGAAUAAGAGGAAGUCUUUUUCAUUUAGAAGUAUUUGGGGGGUAGUUUCAGUCAUUUACUUUCACAAAGACUGACAGAAUUGUGUGUGGGGUUAUCACAAAAUUUGUGUUCAGAUUAUGUAAAUAUUGUCAACAUGGUGGCGAAGCAAUUUGCUGUGUUUUGAGAGUCAACUCUAACCAGCAGCAUGUUUUCCAGGCUGCUAUCUGAGAUUCUGUCCGAGACGAGUGAAGACAUCGAAGAGAUUGAGUACUUAACCGACGGCUCGUGGCGACCAAUCAGAGACGAGAAGGAGAGGGACAGAGAAAGAGAACGCAGCAACACGCCGGAGUAUCCUGUUGUUGAUAUAUGUGAGUGCCAAACCCUGACAGCUUAACCACUUGUUCUUAGUGUGUGUGUGAUUUGUCUUUUUCAUGCGCUGGAAUCCUUUUCGAUCAAUUUUAAAACGACUUGUAUGUCUGCAGGCAUUCCUGAAGCAAACGGUCACUCACCCGCCCACAGCAGCACCAGCCUGACGGGCAAAUCUGGAAGCGGAUCGGUGGGGAUGGGAGGAGUUGCAGGUGGACCCGGCGUGGCACCGGGAGGAGGCGCAGUGGUAGAUCUGACUCUUGACUCCUCCUCUGAGGAGGAAGGGGGUGGGGCAGGGGGAGACAGUGAGGACACUGAGGACAGCGCUGACAGUCCCGCCCCAAAGAGGGGCCGAUACAACUACGACAAGGACCUGGUCACUGCCUACUGACCCCGCGGCUCUGUCCCCUCAUAGACUGACACACACACACAGAGACAGAGAGGCAGGGGGCUCAACACUCGAAGACAGGAACCCAGUAACACACUAGAUGCAACAAUCCUCCCAUACGCGCCAAACGUCAGAGCCUUUUAGCAGCUCUGAGUAAUUUCCAGACAAAACAAAAACACAAACAUGCACUGUUAACGAAUCUUCAAUCUAGAGCGAUUAGGAUUCCUCUUCGUACUGUACACCACUGGAAGCAACUCUAGCUCUUUUGGCCAACUGUCACCUUGCCGUGAAUACCUGUAUCGUCCUGCCUCUACUAGAGAGACAUAACGGAGUGAGCACCCCACCAUCACAAUUACCACUCCCUCUCCCUUCUCUCUCUCUCCAGACUUUCCCUCUCCACCACUGCAUCUCUUUGUAUUUGACUCAGAACUUCAGGCUCUUUUAGCCGUGGGCGUUAAAUGUUUGUGUCGCUGAAUUUUUGUCACGUUUGUGAUGAACAUGCAAGUUAAAAAUGGCGGCUCCUCAGUAGUUUCUGGUAAAGGUUAACAACAACUACUAAUAUAAAAAGAGCAGCAAUGUAGAGGGAUGACAAGGUAGAGAUACCAGGAGUGUAAUGCGGAUCUAAACUUCUCCCAUUGUGAUGAUGUUUCUUUGUUCAGAAAGUGAAUUCAAGCUUGAAAGGGUUUUUCAGGAAUUUAUCCUUUUAAUAUUGAAAAAGCAGAACACUAUACUGGCCUCAACGUGUGAUGCUUUCCAUUUUUAUUUUGUCCUUAGAUAAAGAGAACCUACCUCAGUCAUAAAAAAUGAGAAGACUGACCAGAGACCAGCUUAGGACAGCAGAGGACAGAAGAAUUAAAGAGUCUUUUUGAAGCCAAUUUUUACACUGGAGAUUUUGUUGUUAAUACAUUUUAUUUGUGCUGGUUUGUGUUAUUUUAAAUUCCAUCCUUCCAUUGAGCUUUCUUCCUUCUACAGCAUGAUUAAAAAGGUUGAACAUUGAGUUAGUUUGUGGAAAACAAAGCUGUAGGUAUCAGUAAUGCGAAAGCCGUGGCUGUAACUCAGCCUCUCUUAGAAUUACCGCUGAAAUUUGCUGUCCGAUGUUUUAAGGGGUUGUAUGAUCAGAAUAACUCAUCAAAGUUAUAAAAUGGCGGAGUGCCAAAGCAGUUUUUAAGAAUGAAAGAAUAUUGUUGGGUUUUUUCUUUCCUUCUUUUUUAUUUUUUAGAUUUUGGUGCCUUUUUUGUUGGGGAGUAAAGAUUGGAGAUUGUUGUUUUAAGGCUAGUUUAGCUGGCCAGCAGACCCCAGCCUGAGAGAAUAAGUUUCAUUUAGUUCAACAUUUUCCAAGAAAAAGACAGAAAAAAAGACAAAUAACUCAAGUAAGGGGCGGUUACAGGGCAGGAUUCAGAAUUGCUAAUACAUUUGUAUCCUUUCAAAGACUCCUAAUAACUUUAUUUCUUCACAUUUGCUCAACAGUUUGUUCUCAAAACCUACAUAACAUUUGACCGAAGCUCUGUACAAGCUGGAGCUGUUAGUUUCUGUUAAGUAGGACACCUCUGCUGCUGUGGUUUGCUUAAGUUACGAUUGGUCUGGACUUCUGGCUGUGCUGUUGAUGAAUUCUUUUUUUCCCUCUCCUGCGGGUGGAUCCAACCUCGGUCAGAGCAGUGUUCAUAGUACUCUGCUACAGUGGGUUCAACGUGUGUGACAGGAAGAAACUUAAUGAAGUGUCAAUGAGUGCAACCCCACCUAGCUUAAAGUCAUUGAUUGGAUUACAAAUGGUCCUGUCUGGAACAAGUACAGCUGCUCCACCAGCAAUCCCCCUCGGCCUCCUUUCGGUGUAGAUAAGGUCACGUCUAUUUGCUGGAAUAGAAUUGGGCGUUUAUUGCUCCAUGCUGUAGACUCACAAAUUCAUAUUCCUCUGCACCUGCACUAGUAUUGUCAGUUUGUGAUGGCUGCUCCUCAGAUAAGGAUACUCAUGCUGGUAGGUCUUAAGUGUUUUCUUCAAGAUGAGACGAGGUGUUCCUGUGUUGCUAGAGCUCUUUGCACUUUCAUCUGAUUCUUCAUCUUGAGUUCAUGGCCUAUUUAUUUUAAAAAGCCCUAGCCGCUGUGAUCAGUUCUCCGUAACUAUCUCAUGCAAGGGAAAAUGUGAAACUAGAAAAGAAACCGAUGUGUUCUGCAUUUGUAUGCUUUCCUCUCUUAUUGUCCUCCUUGAAGCGGUUUGAUCAGCGCAGACUCUGGUUCUUCUUAGACUCAGAUGCACAGAGCAGGAACAUUUUCACAUUGAUCCAUCCUUGUAUGAAGUCAAAGAUAGAGUUAAAUGUGGUCUUCCAUUGUUUCCCUCCUCUUGACACUUUGACACGAGUUACAAAAUCAAUAUACUGAUGAAAAAUGGCUGAUUAUUCACACAAAUAGAUUGAUAGCACUUUGGCUGUAAUACAUCAGAGUCUGUCCCUGAAAUGGAUCCUGAGUAUGAGGUGCUUUCAAGCAAAAUAAUGUAAAGAUCUGCAUUUUGUAUUUGUAAGUAACAGCUAUAGGUAUAAAAAUGACAUUGUUUAUUCGUUGAUAGGUAUAGAAGGUCAUUAUUUGAUAUCCAAACUUUUCAACCUUAUGGUAAAAGGUGAGAGGAUGUGUGGGUUGCUUCUGUGGAUCUGAGCCAGAGGAGCGAGCAGGUUGUCUGGGAGCUGGAGAGAGCUGAGGGUCUGGUCUUUUUGUAGUGGCAUCUCUUAUAACAAUGCAUAAGGUAGCAUGGACAGAGGCUUACAAUCCAUAAUGUAAAUGUUUUGUUUGUUGUGUUUUUUUAUAUGUUCAUAUUAAAAGACAAUAAAAUUUAAAUAAUAUUUUAUUAAGCCUUGAAUCGCCUCCAGUUUUCCUAUAGGCAAACAGACAAUAAGAAGCUGUUGAGGGCAGCAGCACCUGAAGCUGAAGCCUCAGAGGACUGGGAGGACUGGUUAAAGGUGGAGAUGUUAUGUCCUGUACCAAAUGCUCAGUUCUGGGGACACAUUUGAUGCCUGUUGAGGAUAAAACUGUAAAAUUUGAAAAUGAUCGUAUCCUAACAGCUGUUAUUGACGUGUGAAGUUAAUUAAAAUCAGUUCUUAAAAAAAAAAA